This is a messenger RNA of Rhagoletis zephyria (snowberry fruit fly), 700 nucleotides long. RefSeq lists its product as uncharacterized. The record is from RefSeq and is a predicted model, not a curated record. NCBI's taxonomy places the organism in Eukaryota, Metazoa, Arthropoda, Insecta, Diptera, Tephritidae.
UUCAUUGCAAAAAUAUGUUGACAUUGUCAUUUGAGACACGCGACGGUACGCAUACUGCUGGUAUAUACAAAAAUCCAUUGCUUCUUAUUAUGCGCCUUUUACGAGUACCUAAACUCGUCCUGAUUUGUCUUUUUUUUUAUAUGUGGUACGUAUUAUAGUAAUUUCUAAGUUUUUAUGUCAUCUAAAUAUUCAUCAACAAAAAAUAUGUUCAGAUGAACGGCGUUGAAUCGAAAGCUGGUUUGAAGUUCACCAAUGCCCACUGUGAGUCCUUCAACAAAUCCUGGAUCGUAAUAAAUGAGUGUAGAUUGCGCGCCAUUAACCGAUAUGUCACGGUGUUGAAUAUAAAUAUAACAUUCCUGCAUCCUGCCUACCAAAUAAAGCUUAGUUCAUCUUUCAUGAAGAAAGCCAAUGGAUAUAAGCCAUUUGUGAUGGAUUUUACUGUAGACGCAUGCGAUUAUAUCGUCAAGAAGAAUAAUGCCAUUGCCAAUGUGGUAUAUUCAUUUUUCAAAAAUUUUAGCAACAUAAAUCACACUUGCCCCUAUUAUGGGGAUCAGUUGGUGCGAAACUUUUAUCCCCGAUCUGAUUUAAUUAAAUUGGUUUUUCCCAGCGGCGAAUAUGCUUUGCUGAUGAACUGGUUCCUGGGUAAGGUGAAAACUUUUGUUACAAACAUAUAUUUUACUUUUCAUGGCUGAAUUCAAUC